Paramuricea clavata is the source of this 21114-nucleotide messenger RNA. NCBI's taxonomy places the organism in Eukaryota, Metazoa, Cnidaria, Anthozoa, Malacalcyonacea, Plexauridae. The record is from the annotation of a GenBank genome assembly.
AUGUACGUAAUGGAACGCAGGUUUAAGAGAUUAUGUAUCAUUCAUUCAUUCAUUCAGCUUCCAGAUAAGGGGAUGGGCCAACAAGCACUUAUGAAGGAAAUCGAUAAAUAUGAAAAACUAGGUAAGCUAUUAUUCAAUUGAACCUCUCUAAUACAGACACUCUCUAAUACAAUCACUUCUCUAAUACAGUCACCUCUUAAUACAGACACCUCUCUAAUACUGACACCUCUCUAAUACCGACACCUUUCUAAUACAAAUACCUCUCUAAUACAUACAUCUCUCUAAUACAGAUACCCCUCUACUACCGACACCUCUCUAAUACCGACACUCUCUAAUACAGACACUUCUCUAAUACCGACACCUUUCUAAUACAAAUACCUCUCUUAUACAUACAUCUCUCUAAUACAGAUACCUCUCUAAUACCGACACCUCUCUAAUACCGACACCUCUCUAAUACAGACACCCUUCUAAUACCGACACCUCUCUAAUACAGACACUCUCUAAUAUAUGCAUUUCUCUAAUACCGACACCUCUCUAAUACAGACACCCCUCUAAUACAGACACCUCUCUAAUACAUACAUCUCUCUAAUAUGGACACCUCUCUAAUACAUACAUCUCUCUAAUAUGGACUCCUCUCUAAUACAGACACCUCUCUAAUACAUACAUCUCUCUAAUAUGGACACCUCUCUAAUACAUACAUCUCUCUAACAUGGACACCUCUCUAAUACAGAUACCUCUCUAAUGCGGAAACCUCUCUAAUAGAGACACCUCUCUAAUCCGAAUGCUUAACUACUAAAUUGUGUUUUGACCUACGGAAUCUUAGUGUAAUUAGUUUACUGAAAGCAGUUACAGACAAACAAGUUUUCUAUAAGAAUUUUUCAUGUGGCAUGUUUUAUUUGCUUACUGUAUGUGUUACCGACAACAAUAGAUCACUGACAACCGCAUGCCAAUGUUCAAUAUAUAAUUGCUGACCCAUAUAUAAGUGAGCGAAAUAUUUAAAGUUUGCCAAUUCUUUCUAUGUCAUGUGCACUUGUCUUGUUCAAAAGCUAGCAUACUAACUUAUAAACAAAUCUACUUAAUUGUGAUAGAAAAACAUGGCAGAGUUGUCAAAUAGGUACAGAUACGAGCAAAAAACCUUGGCAAAUGAAAACUCCAGUGCAAAAAAAACAUUUGACUCAACACUUGGAGCAAAAUAAUGCACGGUGCACAGUGACUCAAAAUAUUGAAUAAUAUUACUUAAAUUUAUGAGCAGAUUUACUCACUUUAUUGAGAAAUGUAUAUCUUUGUUCCAAAAAGUGAGUAAAUUUGUGGGGAUUUUUUGUAGUGUUGUCAUAGAAAAAUAUUUCGUCUCUAACCGGCGUAAUUUGUCGUUCUAGGUAAAAUUGACUGGGCCGCUGGAAAAGUAUCUGGGACAGUUUAUCACGGUGGAAAGGAACUCACUGAUGUUUUGACAGAGGUCUGUUAUGGCCAUUUUCACUCAGGAAAAUUUUCCAAAAAAGAGAAAAUUUUGUAAAAUGUGAUUGGCCGACACAAAUUUUACAUCGCAAUAAAAUUUUGAAAAUUUUCAACUUUAACAAUAAAUUUCCGAAAAAUUUUCUGCCUGUCGAAAUUUUUCUUGAGUGAAAAUGGGCCAGUUUAAAUUGGACAGUUCUUUUCUGAUUCGACACAUCAUAUUAGCCAACAACAAAUGAAAAUAUAAACAAGCAAAGAAAUAAGCCAGUAAUUAAUAAUGUACAAUGUCACUCAAUAGGAGGGGGUAGUUGUCCCUAGGUAUAGUGUACUUGUAUAUUUGGCACGGAACAAUUACGUCCGACGUCUAACUCAGUUGCCGAACUUGUGCUGUUGCUGUAUUUAAUUUGAUUAGGUUGGGCGCAUGAAAAGCAUAUGAAAAAUUCUUAUAAAUAUGCUGCAUUUUUUACCCUCCUGCUGUAAAAAUCAGUGCGCAUGAUAUGUAUUUUGCAGUAAAUCUUAGCCCAGUUUUUCUUGUUGUUUUCUAGGCUUAUAAACGAUUCACAUGGUCAAAUCCACUUCAUCCUGAUGUUUUCCCAGGAGGUGAGCAUUCGAAAUGAAUAUCACAUUAUACACUAACUUAGUUUUGUUUUCCCAAGAGUCUCAAUGUUUCCCGAGACGAAGUCGAUUGUAUUGUCAAUUUGUGUUCAUAUGAGAAACGAGACAACCCGGCUUGGUGAGAUCUCAUCUUGCGCUAGGUGGCAUCUCAGUCAAGUGGGAUAAAAUUUUCCAUAUGAAGACUUUAUCCCACCUGACCGGGAUGGGCAUUUUGGCCGAUUUUGAUCUAUAAUAUAGUAUUGAACGUCAUAGUUGGAAAAUAGAAACAAAAUAUAAACAUUAAUAGUCCUAAACAGAUAUUAUUAAAGUCGUAAUACAAGAUGCAGUUAUUACAACAAAAAUAUUUCGAUGACCGCCAUGUUUACAUAAUGUCGUCCCACCCAGGCUGGAUGGUAAUUGAGAGGUUAAGAUUGACGUUUACGAUAGAUAGAUAGAACUUUUAUUUAUACACGCUGACCCCGUCAACCGAAGCUGAUUUCCACGAGGGGCGUGUCCAAAAAAUUGAAUAAGAUUUUUACAUGUACAGGAAAGUGAUAGUUAGAGCUAUUUACAAAAGUUUUAAGAGAUAUAGAAUAACAUAUUAAUGAGUAUUAAAAUAGUAACAUAUUAAUGUCUAAUGAGAAAGUUGGCAGACUAUUUACAGGCACAUUAUUUACAAUACUUAUUAUUCGUAAAUGUGAGCAGCGAUAUUAUUUCGAAAGGAAGAAAGUGAUUUGCUUUCCCUAAUUUCUUUUGGAAUAGAAUUCCAAAGUUUAGCUCCGUUGUACAUGAAACUGUUUUUCGUGUUAUUAGAACGAGGUUUUGGUAAACAAAGAGUUGAAAUGUCCCGAAGGUGAUAGUUUGUUUUCUCACAUUUAUAAGAAAAUAGAUUUGUGAGUGAUUUGGGACCCAUUUUAUUUAAUACUUUGUACACCAUUUUUGCUUUAGCUUUCUUCCUUAAUGUUUUAAGUGGUUCCCAACCCAAUUCACACAAAGCAAUAGAACGAUUUACGUCAUUACUCAUAUUCAAGAUAAUUCUAGCAGCUUUGUUUUGAAGUUUUUGAAGUCGUUUUGACUGUGUUUCGCCAAACACAUCCCAUACUUCACAGCAGUAAUCGAAGUAUGGGCGAACAAUAGCGUUAUAUAUGGAAAUAAGUGUUUCUUUGUCAACAAAAGGUUUGACUCGACGGAUGGCAGAGAUUCCUGCUGUUAUUUUUUUGCAAAUAUUUUCUGUAUUACUUUUCCAAGAUAAAUGCUGGUCAACUGUUACUCCAAGAGUUUUGCAUUCAUAAACUUGUUUAAUUUGUUUAUUUUCAAUGACAAUAUUCGGAAGAGAAUUAGGGAUCUUUUGUUUUGAACCAAUUAACAUGAAUUCGGUCUUGGCUACAUUAAGGCUAACCAUUUUCUAAGGUUUUCAACCUCAAGAUCAGUUAUAGAAUCUCCCGAAGCUGUCAGACUUGUGUCGCCGGCAAAUAACCGAGGUUUUGAUUUAUUUAGACAUUGAGGUAAAUCAUUUACAUACAGCAAAAAGAAUAGAGGCCCCAAAAUAGAGCCUUGUGGUACGCCACAUUUAAUCAAUCGCUCAGAUGAAAAGGAGUUUUUUAUUUGACAUUUCUGUUUUCGGUUUGUGAGAUAAGAUUUGAGCAAAGUUAGAGCUUGUCAUUUUAUUCCAUAUAGCUCUAACUUCCUCAAUAGAAUUUGAUGAUCAACAGUAUCAAAUGCUUUUUUUAAAUCAAUUAAAACUACUAGGUUAAACAUUUUUCUGUCUAGAUUCACAUACCAAUCAUUGGUACAGUCCAGUAAUGCAGUAGCUGUGGAGUGAAAUUUUCUAAAACCAAAUUGAGAAUCACUAAGAAGUUCAAAUUUUGUUAAAUAGUCAUACAGUUGAUCAUAUAGAAUUCGUUCCAUAAUUUUGCUAAUGGCCGGCAAAACUGAUAUUGGUCUAUAAUUUCCUGGAAUAUUUCGUUGGCCAUUUUUAUACAGAGGUACUACUUUAGCCAUUUUCCAUUCGUCAGGAAAAGAAGAUAGAGUAAUAGCCUGAUUAAAAAUAAGUGUCAAUGAAUCUGAAAUGAUAGGUGCAGCUUUUUUAAUAAUUUUACAAGAAAUCUUGUCAAUGCCAGUGGCUUUAUUGCCGGAAAGCCCAAGCAAAAGACGACAGACAUGACUGACAGUAACAGGUUGGAAUGCAGCAAACUCUGAUUUACCAUUUUGAACAUACGUUUCAAAAUUGUAAUUUGAAGAAUCAAUUUUGCUAGCUAAAUCAGGGCCAAUGUUCGAAAAAUAAUCAUUAAAUCCCUCCGCAAUAUCUUUGGGACUUGUUAAAUUGUUUUGAUCUAGAUUUAGUUCAUUUACCACUGUUGGUUUGUUUUGCCUACCUAAUAAGUUGUUAAUACUUUUCCAAACUCUUUUAGGAUCGAAUUUUUGACCAGCUAUUUUCGAGGAAUAGUAAUCUUUCUUGGCAUUCCUUAAUUCUAUAUUUACUUUAUUUCUAGUCGUUUUAUAAUUCAACCAAUCAUUUUCUAGGUUUGUUAAAAUGGCUUUUCGUUUUAACUUGUCUCUUGCACAUAUAAGCUUCUUUAUAUCGCUUGUAAUCCAAGAGACUUUUUUUAUCUGAUUUUUUUGUGUUGAAGUGGAGCAUGCUUAUCUAGGACCUCUAAAAAUAUUUUUUUCCAAAUUUCCCACAUGGCAUUUGGAUCUGCAGCAAAAAAAUACACAUAUUCCCAGUGCUGUUUCAGCAGUUCUGCAACAAAUUUUUCCUCAUCAAAAUUUUUCAUGUUUCUAAUCUCAACAGUAUUUUCUUGUUUUCUUAUAACAGAAAUUUUCCUAAUUGCGAAUACUAAACUAUGAUCGCUUAUACCUGUGUGAAUGACACCAGAAUCAGAAAUUUUCUCUGGUGUGUUAGUAACAAUAUGAUCUAUUAGACUGCUGGUUGUCAUAGUUAUUCGAGUAGCUUCGCCUAUCAGUUGUGAUAACUGAUAUAAUUCGUAUAAUGACUUAAUUUUCUUUGUUGGGGUAUUGGAAUCUUUAUCUGUUUUUAGCAUAUCACAGUUCAGAUCUCCAAGUACAUACAUUUCUUUAUUUUCAUUAUCAAUAGCUUUAAUCAAUUUUUCAAAAGGGUCAAAGAAUUCUGAUGAUGUACUGGGUGGUCUAUAAACUGUUGUAACCUGAAACGGCUUGCUAUGUGGCUUAAUAAUUUCAAUACAAACAGCUUCUAAUUCAGAGGGAACUAGAUCAUCUCUUAUUUUGUAGUUGAUAGAGCUACGCAAGUAGAUACAAACUCCACCACCAUUUCUGGAUCUAUCUUUUCUAACAACAUCAUAACCAUCUAGGUUAAUCAUAUUAUCUGUUAUAUUUGCAUCAAGUCGUGUCUCAUUAAAAGCAAUCGGAUCAAUGAACUUAUUUGACAUUGAAAAAUUAAUUUCAUCUAUUCUUUUAGGUAAACUAACAAUAUUUAGAAAAGCCAUUUUAAAACCUCUUUCAUUUUGAAUUGAGCUGAGGGUUUUCAUAAAAUCGCUGCUCACAUUGGUGCCUAAAAAAUCUAGUGUAGCUUCUGUUUCAACAUUUGUUUCACAUGACUCAGAUAGAUUGUCCAGUCUUUCUGGCGACCAUACGUUCGUCGAAAAAAAUGGUUGUCAUUAUGGUUUGAAGCCAUGUUGGUGUUUCCCAUUCUGUUUGAUUUUAGGAAAGUACAAAAAGCACUUCCUAAGGCUCGGUCUCCCAUACGGUUAAGAUGAAGCUUGAAGCCAUUUAAUAAGGAUUUAUCUAUGCAGUCAUUAUUGAUAAAAGAUAUUUUAUGUUUAUAGCUUAAAUCAUGCAAUAGUUGAUUAUACUUAUCUAUCUUCUUGUUGGAAAUUCUGCCAUCAUGUCUUCUUACCACGCUGGACACAGCUAUCUCCUUUGCACCGGCUUUCGUUUUGUUUAUUAGGAUUUCCAUAUUUCUUGCAACUUCCUCUGGUUCUUUGCGAACAAGGUCAUUCGUUCCCACAUGAAGAAUGACUGUGUGAAAUCCAUGAACUCCAUCACUUUCCAAUUUCUGGUUGAUCUGCUCCACAGUUGCUCCACUGUAGGAGUGGCAAGUAGCAUUGGAUCUCGCUGCUCUUCCAAUUUUGCUCUGGUCGAUGUUCUUCACCAUUGAAUCCCCAAUUACUAGAACCGACUUGUCGUUUGGUUUGGAAUUGGUUUCUUGUGCGUGAUGACUAGGUGUCUUCUUCUGAGAACACAGGCUUUUCUUUGGUCUUUCAAAUCGUAGAUUCUGUUUUGAGUGGCGGUGAUGGAUUUCAUUGUCUUUCCUUUCCUCGAGCUCUUCCUGGGAAUUCUCUAUAUUACAAUCAGCUUGGUCAUGAAGAACUGAGAAGGGAUUUCGAUACUUAUAAUGGGUUACAUCUGUCGUAAUAUUCUGUGUCUGUGAGGUAUUUUGCCCAGCAUUGCCAACAACUUUCUUCUUUUCCUCUAUUUUUGUCCAUUCAUUUUGUUUGUAAUCGAAGAUACAUUUGAUGUUAUUGUUAUCAUUAGACAAUUCUUCAACUGUAAUAUUUAGUGCUUGAAUUUCAGCCGCCAUUUUUAUAUUUUCACUCGUCAAUGAUUGUAUCUUGGCUUCCUGUUCGGCUACUCGUAAUAGGGUUUGCUGCGACUCUUCUUGUUGUUUGUCUUUUAUUUUGGCGAUUAGUUCCAUUAUAUUUGUGAUCUGUUGAUCAUGAUGAGUGCAAUGUUCACAGCAUGAGUUUUUGUUCAGUAUGUCAUUCGCAUUUGCGUUGUUGUUUCUGGCCACGUGUUCGUUCAUGUCGCAAAUGUUCUUUUGAUUUUCGGCCGCGUUUUCUUGGGGUGAUUUCACGGACAGAACAUCUUGGACUUCAGCUGCUUUCUUUACUUUCUUUGGCUGAGUUUUGUUGGGGAAUUCCAACGCUAAACGCUCGACAUCUUCUUCCGAAAUACAAGCAAGACUAUUUCGGGUUCGACGUGACAUGAUACGGCGUAAUGAAGAAACGCGAAGUGAAAUUUCGCGCAGAAUAUCUCGAGAAAUACGUUGCGAGAUAACUCCAAUUUUAUAUCAGUAGGAUCAGUAUAGUAUUAGCAACAAUUUGAUAUAUAGUUAAUCCGAAACGUUUAAUGUAAAAGCGAGAAAAUAUUAAAAAUCCAGGGAGUCGAAGAGAUCAAUGCUUCGCGAUGUAACCUGAUAUAUAUGAAUAUGAGACUGACGGCAGACUGGUAACCGCAAGCGAGAAACUUCAAUUCGCAUUUGAAGGUAAGUUCUACAAGUUUCCGAAGGUUUCGACAGGUUUUUAGUCAAUUCAUUCUUCAAUUUUAAUGCACAAAUUGUCCUAUGACUUCCAACAGUUUACAGUUGAUCUCAAAAUACGACUUGAAGUUCUAGCGGUUACCGGUCUGCCGUAAACGUCAAUCUUAACCUCUCUAAUGCCUAAAAGGGAUGGACGAGAAGGUUCCAGAAUUGAAAUAAGAGUUUGCGUUAGUAUUAGCGUUAGUGUGGGGGUUAGGGUUAGGUGUGGGGUGAGGGUAAGGUUUAGUGUUGUUACAAGUGGCUGGUUGUUGAUUCUUUUACAUUUUAAUGAUCUUAAAAACUGGCGGCCAUCUUGAAAACCUGCCUCUAGUCCAUCCCCCAUUAGCCACGACCGAGGGUGGAUAUUAUACUGUAGGUGGGAUAAAAAGACUGAUAUAUGAACACAGAAAUAAUUUAUCACAACCACGCGAGCUUCCCCGCAAACCCCGGGCUCAUAUGAACAGGCCUGGUCCCAAAAGGGUUAAAAUACCGACCAGGAAAUUUGACCAGGGAUAUUAAUUUUACCCAAAUAGAAUAAGUUCUAGGCUAGUUAGGAAAAUUUUAACCUUAGUGUUGUGCCCAAAAUCUUGAAAUAAAGGAUCACCUUUCAGAAUGAAAUGUGCAAAGUCGUAAUCUUUUCUUUCAGUUCGUAAAAUGGAGGCUGAAAUUGUUCAAAUGUGUGUGGGGAUGUUUAAUGGAGGGCCCGACGCCUGUGGGACGGUAAGUGGUGUUUAAAUUUGUGUACCCAAUGUCCGGCCGCGCCAGAAACACCACUAUCGGGAAUUUUUGAACAGAAUAUCUUCGCAGGAAAUCUUCUUACAUCUUGAAGGAAAUGUUGUCAUCUCAUACUGCAAUGCCAUGUAUAAUUUACGUAUUAUUUACAAAAGUGUUUUGCAUGUGGAGAUUGUCUUGCACCGAGAUUGACGGGCCACAGUUUGUGCUUAUAACGUACGCUUUCUUUGGGCAUACCUUAUGGAUACGGUUUUGUAGCUAGCUAUAAUGUACGUCUGUUAUCGGCAUACCUUAUAACUACGGCUUGUGGCUAUAAAGUGCGCGUCAACUUCGAAUUAAGAAUAAUGUUAUGGUUUCAUGAGCUGCACGAUAGCUUGAUUAGAAAUUCCGUCAGAAGAAAACUGGAAUUAGCUGGGGGGAAUGGAAUUAAAACUGUUUACAACAUUCAUAGAUAUUGGACGUCAGUUUCCGCAUUCUUGGCUUAACUUUUCUCAUAGACCAAAUGACUGAAAUUCUCGCUCCAGAUGUAUAUAGAGCUAACGGCUAUGACUAAAGCUCCCUUCCCCUCCCCUGUCAAAAUACACUUUUAUCUUACCCACAGUGUGUUUUUCCUCCAGACGACAAGUGGUGGUACUGAAAGUCUUCUUUUGGCUUGUAAAACAUAUCGAGAUUGGGCGAAAGAAGAAAAAGGCAUUGUAAAACCUGAAAUGUAAGAAUCUCUUUAAGAAAAUACAGUUACUUGCCAAAAGUUUGAAAACAAGCGCAAAAUUUGAAUAUUUUGCAAAAUUCCAUUACAGAUGUUACAUGUUCAAAUAUGCAUUCGGUUUAAUAACUGGUUAGCAUGAUUUCAUUUCAGCUAUUUUAACCUACGGUAAUAUUUAAAAAAUGUUGACCAUUCUGUCCCAUUUUUUUCCGUAACAUGAGGAACCAGAGUCGCGUGAGAAGCCUUGAGGUGCCAGCAAUAAGGUUUAAACUCAACCCAAUGGAGAAUGUAUGGAUGGUUGACAAGAAAAGAGUAAACAAAGGAAUUACCGAGGACAUUUGCUGAACUAGAGAUUAUUGUUUGGAAAACUUGGGAAUAAAUUCCUAGAAAAAUGUUGUCAAGAUCUUGGUUUAAUCCGUUGCUAAAUGGGCAAAGCAUGUCCCGAAAGCACAAGGAUAUUUGCAACUACAUACUGACAGUUACUCCGAAGGCCCAACAUAUUCUUAAUAUUAUCCGGUACAUUUUCCUUAAAAUAUCUUAAAUGAAAUCCUGCUAACCAGUUAUUAAACUAAAUGCAUAGUUAAACAUGUAACAACUUAUUGAGUGAGUCGGUAACGGAAUUGUGCAAAGUAUUUAACUGUUGAAAAUAUGACUUUUGAAGAUAUUCAAACUUUUGGCAAGUAACUGUAUACCCAUGUUUACGGAACGUAUUCUUGAACACUUUCGCCUGUUUUAGGGUUGCAAAUUCUAAAGCUGACAUAAUACAAAACCGAACGCUUUGAGACCCUCGUGGCAUUCGGCUACUGAAUUGCACUGAAUUAAUGGUUAUUCACAAGGGCUUAACUCAUAAAUUUAUAACUUUUGUUAGUGUCGCUCCAAUCUCGGUUCAUGCUGCUUUUGAAAAAGUAAGUAAAACAUAAAAAUAUUCGAGACUUUGGCCAUCUGCUCGAUAGAGCUAAAUGAUGAAGGAUUUUUGUUGAUGGAAAUGUCAAAUGAAGAUUGAAGAACAUUAGAGCGCUUCACUGGUAACAGGGGCGGGCAUACCCCGCCCCCCCCCACACCCCUGGUGGUGUCCAGCACCCCUUUGAAGGAAACUCUUUCUAUUCCAUAUUUGAGUUGUGAAUACCACUUAUUAUAUUAAAACGACUGAUUUUCGAAUACGCGAGAAAAUAUUCCAGCACCAAGACGGCGGAUCACCAUAUAACGUAGCACCAGGGGUGGAAAAAGUAUCGGAACCUCGGAACCUAGUUCCCAGAAAUUUUUUUGAGUUGAGAGUUUUGCAGAAAAUUUUCCAGAAAAUAUCUCAACAUUUUGAGAUAACUCUGUUUACUCAACUUACAACUAUUCUACUUUAUUUACACUGGUCAGACUAACAACAGCAGCUUUUAAAUAUUUGACAGAAAUUAAUUCUGUUACCCACCCCUGCCAUCACAUUCAUGAGGUAAAAUGGUAAAUAUAUGCUCUGCAAAGUCUCCAAUAAAAUGCAAAUUAAAUAGUAAACAAAUAAAAGUGAUGGAAUAAAUAAGAUAGGACACUUCUAAGUUAAGCGUUAGAUCCUUACUAGUUGGUCAUAACUCAUAACUGUGGACCUGUGGUAUAUAACAAACAACUAUUGCGAUGUACGAGCAUACGAAAACCAGCCUAAAGCCUAUUAUUACUAAAGUACAAAUAAUACAGUAAUUGUAACAUUGCAAAUUUUACAGAAAAUUUCUAGCUUUCGACCCAGGUUCCCAGAAGGAAAAAAAAUUUUCCUGCGUAGCACUUCUCUUAAUUUUUCCCCGAAAUACAAGUACUGUGAGGCAGGGCCUUUUUUAAGGAUUUUCCCGUGGGGGGGGGGGGGCAUUUUUUGAAAAGGGACUUUUCUGUGAUACAAUAUAUUAGAGGGGGAUAGCAAUGGCUGAAGGCUACGUGUGUCGCCAAUAUACCACUCAUGAAUGGGGGGUGGUCUGGGGGAGUAGUCCCCCAGAAAAUUUUUUGAAAUUUGAAUCCCGGAAAUGUCAUUUCCUGCAUUCUGAGCAUCCAAAUUUGCUCCAAAAUUUAUGCUAACUAUACUUGUAUUUGAAAUAAAUAAAGGAAAAAACGCACAAAAAGUUAAAAAAAAUUAACCAUCAUUUAUCAUUACUUAUUAGAGGGAUAAUCCCAAGAAAAUUUUUGAAAUUUGAAUCCCGGAAAUGUCAUUUCCUGCAUUCUGAGCAUCCAAAUUUGCUCCAAAAUUUAUGCUAACUAUACUUGUAUUUGAAAUAAAUAAAGGAAAAAACGCACAAAAAGUUAAAAAAAAUUAACCAUCAUUUAUCAUUACUUAUUAGAGGGAUAAUCCCGAGAAAAUUUUUGAAAUUUGAAUCCCGGAAAUGUCAUUUCCUGCAUUCUGAGCAUCCAAAUUUGCUCCAAAAUUUAUGCUAACUAUACUUGUAUUUGAAAUAAAUAAAGGAAAAAACGCACAAAAAGUUAAAAAAAUUAACCAUCAUUUAUCAUUACUUAUUAGAGGGAUAAUCCCAAGAAAAUUUUUGAAAUUUGAAACCCGGAAAUGCUAUUUUCUGCAUUCUGAGCAUCCAAAAAAUAAAAAAAUUAUUAACAAUAAUUUAUCAUUACUUAGUGGUAGAAAAAAGUAACAAUUUAAAUCGAUUUUGUUAAGGACAAAGGAUAACGCCUAAAACUUACUUUCCGUUUAUGUAUUUGUUAAUCUUCUCUGGUUUGUUUCUAUAAUUUUAGGGAAAAGGGACUUUUCCUGGGGGGGCAAAAUGUGAUUUCGUGGGGGGGGGGCACAAGGGGGGACUGGGGGGCAUUUGCCCCCCCCCAGCUUGUAUGUUAAAAAAGGCCCUGCUGUGAGGAUAAAUUUAACGAAUGAACGCAGUGCUCAGAAUGCAGGAAAUUGGUAUUUCAGGGCUUGAAAUUUCAAGCAUGUUCUGGGGGAGAAUGCCCCCAGACCCCCGUAGUAAUGCACGCCCUCUAGAAAACCUUUACCCUCUCUAACAAAUCAGGCCAGAUCCACCCCUGCUGGUUAGAGCGCUGCGCUGGUAUCUCACGAAUAUUAUUGGAAUUCAAGCAGUCUAUCGAUACCUCGGUGUUCAUUUUGGUGUUUUUAAUACCGCAUGCAUACCACAUGCAUAUAGUGAGUUUACGCAUGUACGACGGUGAUGUCAGGACGACGGCUAUCAAUACAAUGUCAAUAACCCUAUAGCACAAAAGAAAUGAAUAACUAUAAGUCUAGCAGGAGUUUUAGACGUUGUCCAACCUCUGUUGACAACGGCAAAAUGCAUAUUUCACGUCUCGUAUAGUACACUACGCUAGCAUUUCAAGCCGUGACAGGUAGUUUUUCUAGCAAAAUUGAGUUAACCAAAAUUGCUCGGAAGGUUUAAAGCUCUUUUUACUUGUUCAAAACUGUAUUAAAUUCAUACGAAAGUAAAUACAAACAAGAUUUUAGAUUUCCAACCAAUCAUUUAUUUCAAACAGUGUGCUUAGCAGACCGGCGUCGCCGUCUUGCGUGUGUAAUCUCCCUAUUAAUUUCGGAAUGGCGAAUUGUCACUACAGCUGAAGUUAAAUAUUUUAUUGUUUCGUCAAGGCUGCAGCGUAUUUCAAGAUGAAACUUAUUCUGGUUCCUGUUGAUGAAAAAACAAGGAAAUGUAAUCUUCCAGCUAUGAGACGAGCUAUUACGAAAAAUACGGUUUUGGUGAGUUAUAUACGCGUAAAAAUCUCACAACUUGUCAACAAGAUGUGUUCGCACUGCUUCUUUCUAGUUGUUGACAAGCCUAGAACAAGUUGUUAUCACCUUGUAACAAGGUUGAUGAGGCCAACAGACUCGCAACAAAUUGUUCCAACAAGUCUGAUAUCGUCUGCAUGUAACAAGUUGUUACCAAGUUGAUGACAACACGCUCGUGGCAACUUGUUACGAACAGCCCGUGUUAGUCUUGUUGGAAGACAAGCCUGUUACCGUCAUCAACCUUGUGACAAGGUGAUAACAACUUGUUUUAGACUUGCCACAGCAGCUGGGAACAAGCAGUGCGAACACAUUCUGAUAUCGGCUUGUCAACAACCUUGUUGCAACUUGUUUGCAGAUCUGUAAAAACUUGCGCGGUUUACGUGAGUAGUACACGCACAAGUUGUUACAGAUCAUUUUAAUUAAGUAACUUACCCAAGGUUACGUCGUCCGGCAUAUCACGAAUUGAAAACACAAAUUAUCUAGAGUUCUAAUAGCAAGUAAUUGUAUUCCUUCCACUCGUGAGCUCAUUACAAAAGUAAUGUCCAGGCCUUGUGACCCUGGAUGGCCACUUAAAAGGAAAGAAUACACACACACAAUUAGUUCUAAUGCGCAUGUCGUUACUUGAUGACGCAAUUAUUAUGCAAUAGAAACAUGACAAAGAUACUCAGAUCUUUCAGUCUUAACAAUAUACAUUACCAUAAUAAUAAAAUUGCCAACUGCUAGAUAACAAAGAACUGGAGAUGACGGAGUUCGCAAUAAGUGAUUUCACGGGAAAGCUUCCAGCUUCCACUCGAGUUUGCGGGCAGCAUACAGCUACCACUCUCCAAGUGCCCAUCCAGGGUCACAAGGCCUGGACAUUACUUUUGUAAUGAGCUCACGAGUGGAAGGAAUACAAUUACUUGCUAUUAGAACUCUAGAUAAUUUGUGUUUUCAAUUCGUGAUAUGCCGGACGACGUAACCUUGGGUAAGUUACUUAAUUAAAAUGUUUAAAUGGCAGUCGAUCCAAAUCUUGUUCGUAAUUGUUACAGAUCUGCAAAUAAGUUGUUACAAAUCUGUUCACAAGCUGUCGACAAGUUGUCAUCGCACUACUUGUUCCAAGUUGUUGUAACAAGUUUGGAACAAACUGUUAACAACUUGUAACAAGCUUGAUGGCAUUACCAGACUUGUUACAAGGUUGUUCUAACAAGUUUCGUACAGUCAUGAUUUUACAAGAAUGUUACAAGGUUGACGGCACAAGGUUGUACCAAUAUUGUUAUAUCAUGACUGUGUCGGACUUGUUGGAACAACCUUGCAACAAGUCUGAUAAUAUCAACAAGGUUGUUAUACAAGUUGUUAACAGCUUGUUCCAAACUUGUUUACAACUUGGGACAAUCAGUGCGAACACAAUGAGUUGCUGGCGGCUUGUUGGUAGACUUGCUGCAAGAUGUGAGAUUUUUGCGCCUGUAAGCCUUCGUAUUGUAUAAUUUUGGUAUAGUUUUGUCAUGAGAAAUUCAUUAUUUUGUAGUUGGUUGGUUCAUGCCCAUCGUAUCCUCAUGGUAUCAUCGAUCCCAUUGAAGAAAUUGCUAAGGUAUUUAUCUUUGAAACAAUUAUUUAUUUCAUGCAUUAGUAGUAUAGGUAUUAGGAUGGUUUCGAGUGCAAUUUGGAUAAAACAUGCACGAGUGAAUUUUUCAAAGGGCACCAAAAUAGCACGAGUCCGAAGGACGAGUAUUAUGACUCCGAAAUGCAAAUGAGUCCGAUCGGAUUGGUGUCGGAUCGGAUUUGCACAUCUCUAGUAUGCAGAUCCCGUAGUUUAUUUCAAUCCCCAUUCAUUAUGUCGAUUUUUAUACAGUGUAGGAAAUAGAAAUUUUCGUUUUUUCUUUCAGCUUGGUAAAAAAUACAAUAUUGGCGUUCAUGUUGAUUGCUGUUUGGGUGGAUUUCUUGUCCCGUUUAUGAAAGAUGCUGGGUAAUAACUAUUAAAAUGUAGCUAACAAGGUGUUUCCCCGCCAGAAAUGCAGCUACAGUAUUGCCUUGCAUGAUUCUUGUAAUGAAUUUAUAACAAACCAUCGAAAGUUGUAAGCAUUUUUAUUCUUUUUGGUACUGGAUAGCUCCAUCAAUUCUAAUCUGUUCUUCCUAUAGAGAUCCAGUAAGAAUCAGCUCUCAUUGAUCCAGUGUUGCUACAGGAAGAAACCUAAACUGAACUAACUUUAUUUUAUACUGUAUAGCUUUAUCAGUUUUUUUUAGUAAUUUUAAUCAUUUUUAGUUUUCCAUUGGCGCCAUUUGACUUCUCAGUGGAAGGCGUAACCAGUAUUUCUGCUGACACCCACAAAGUAUUUGGCAAAUUUAACAUUUCUGAGUAUUUAAUGAAGUAUAUGACUGUAAGAUUGGCACUGUUAUUAAACACUGUUUGAUUAUUUUUUAAAUAUUACAGUACGGCUACGCUCCUAAGAGAUCUUCGGUCAUUCUAUAUCGUUCGCACGAAUUACGUCAUCACCAGUUCUUUGUUUCCACGGAUUGGACGGGAGGGAUCUACGCAUGUCCGACAAUCCCAGGCAGUCGUUCUGGUGGGAUUAUUGCUGGCUGUUGGACUGCUAUGAUGUAUAUGGGUGAAGAAGGUUAGUACAAUAGAUAUAAUCUCAAACAGACCGUUCCAGUGUAGUUAGUUGCAAAUAAUACGAAAGCUUUAGGAUGUCUCUUGCGGCUAUCGUUGCUUCCAAAAAUGGGACAGAAGGCUUUAAUUUUCACAUCUGAAACACUGCGAUUGGCACUGAUUGCUACUAUUAAAAUGUCUGGCAACAGGUUGGUUAGCACCGUUGCCAAUGACUGCAGGCCGAUCGAUGCUCACCAAACCUUGUAAUCAAAGAUCUUCCAGUUUCCCCAAUAUGAGAUGCUGUAGAUGAGAUGGGAGGAGGUAUAGCAAAAUCUAUAAACGAACAGGUUUUAAAUUGGGGCACCCGACAAGGAAACGUGCUAUUCUGUGACGACGAACUAAGGUUUUGUGGAUAUUGUUUCAGGGUUGUUUUUUAGGAUAUGGAAAUACCAAAUUUGGAGAUGUCGGAGGAAUUUCCAUAUCUUAAAAAUACGAUACUGUUCUCCUUGUAUUUUUAAUGUAGCUGUAUCCCUAUCAAUUCGAAGCUUUCUAGUACAAUAGAUCCCUUCAUUUUGAUCCAGUCCUCAUCUUCGCCUGGGGUAUGAUCAAAUUGCGCUGACUUGAAAUCUAGCCCAGUCCUCAUAGUCGGAUUUGAAAUAUUACUUCAUCUUUCACGCAACUCUUGUUUUCGUUUGACCUGGACCACGAGAGUUGAGAAAACUCUCAUGCAAACUUUCGCUUCUAAACUCUCAUCAAUUCUCUAUUGUAUGAAAGAUAUAUUUUAUUGUUUAAUGAUUUCAGGCUAUGUUGAUUGUACUAGAACGAUUAUUGAAACUCGUCAGUACAUCGAGGAAGGGUGAGAAUUUAAUAUAUUUGAUUAAUUAGUGGUUUCCUAUAUUUAUAUUCUAAUAAUGAAAAACAUUACAAUUCAAAUUCAAAAUUUUAUUAACACUGUUUCAUAUCAUUACAUUUUUUUUUAAUUUUUUUAAUUCUGAUUGCUUCAGACCAGUGCUAUUUUACCUUAUAUUGGCAUCACCCACAAACUUGUUUCGUAUGACAAGCAAUGCUUGCCACACUCAUCAGGUGAAUUUAGCGCGACAUUUAAAUUCACCUGAUGAGUGUGGUGAAUUGCUUGUCAUACGAAACAAGUUUGUCAUUGCUUGUCAUACGAAACAAGUUUGUAGUGAAUAAAUCUUAUGAAGUAAACCAGGUUUAUUUUAUCUUUAUCUAUAUUAGCUCUAUACUUCGGUAUAUCGAGCACUCUACUCAUAUAUGAUUAUAUAUAUAUAUAUAUAUAUAUAUAUAUAUAUAUAUAUAUAUAUAUAUAUAUAUAUAUAUAUAUAUAUAUAUAUAUAUAUAUAUAUAUAUAUAUAUAUAUACUGAAGACUAUAUUCAAAAAAAUAGUCGAUGAGUUGACGUAAGGUAGAAGAGCGCUCAAUACCAUAAUAAGUAGAGCGGCAUUAAUUCAGUCAAGGUUUGAAUGUUUGCGUCGCUACUCUGAGUUUCACGCUUUACGCGAUCAUCAGGCAACUGACAGAUAUUAUUCAAUAUUCAUAAUAAAUAUAGGUUAUCAUUUUACAACUUGAUUAAUAAUAAAUAUAGGUUAUCAUUUUACACCUUGAUUAAUAAUAAAUAUAGGUUAUCAUUUUACAACUUGAUUAAGCCUAUAUUUAUUAUGAAUAUUGAAUAAUAUCUGUCAGUUGCCUGAUGAUCGCGUAAAGCGUGAAACUCAGAGUAGCGACGCAAACAUUCAAACCUUGACUGAAUUAUAUAUAUAUAUAUAUAUAUAUAUAUAUAUAUAUAUAUAUAUAUAUAUAUAUAUAUAUAUAUAUAUAUAUAUAUAUAUAUAUAUAUAUAUAUAUAUAUAUAUAUAUAUAUAUAUAUAUAUAUAUAUAUAUAUAUAUAUACAAAUAUCGAGUUUGGAAACAUAUAUGAGUAGAGUGCUCCAUACCGUAGUAGAGCUGAUAAGAUUAGAAGACAAACUUGAAUUACUUCAUAUGAACUAAUUCAAGUUUGUCUUCUAAUCUUAUAUAUAUAUAUAUAUACUGUGACAUUGGUUCUAGUUGAUACAUCUUAAUAAUCUUAGUGUCAAAAUUUUCCCUUAGAUUGAAUUUUCGAAUUGGAGUAAUAAUUAUAGCUAAACGUCCUGGUCACCAUUAAUACAACGAUCGAAAGGCGACUGAUACAUGCUUCAGUACUGCAACUGUAAUGCAAAAUAUAUUAUAGCUUUAUUAUAUGGCAAGCAUCAGUUCCGGUGAAAUGGCGGACUGUGAUUGGUUGAGAAUCACUUUCAGCGGUCCAUUAUUUUCCCGUAAUGGACUGCUGAAAGUGGCGGUCUAAAACAAAACAGCAAAACUAAUUGAAAAUUUCAAAGUUAUAAUUUAAUUUGUUAUUAAUAAGAUAUCUGCGAAUGGUUUUUAGUGGAAAAGAAGGAUAACUAGUAAGUUUUGUUUUCUUUGACCAAAUGUGUACCUCGCUACUAAUAUGCAUUUCAAAUCAUGCAUUUCAAAUCAUGCAUUUCUUGUUUGUUUCAAGUAUAAAUGCGUAUAAAUGCGCUAUUAUAAUAAACUUUUUAUUAACCUUGCUUGCUUGCUCGGUAUGUAGAAACCUCGCCCUACGGGCUCGAUCUGUACAAAAAUGACCUCGGUCCGAUAUUUUUCUAUACAGACCUCGCGUUCGGUUAAUAAGAAGUUAUUAAUCACCGGAAAUGUUUUUCCAAAAUUGCAUGUGUAUUUCUUCUCUUGUAGACUUCGUAAAAUCAAUGGUAUAUUUGUGUAUGGUGAACCAGAGGUGUCUGUGGUUGGGUUGGGCUCAGAUGAUUUUGAUAUUUUUGGUCUUGGAAAUGAACUCAUUGAAAAAGGAUGGAAUCUUAACUCACUUCAAUUUCCUUCUGGGUAUGAAAAUAAUUUUAAGUAAAGUUUCAAAUUUACAAAAGAUGAGUAAAUUUGCUCAUAAAUUUGAUAUUCAUAAUAUAUUAUGUAAUACCUUAUUUUAUUCUGAUCGUUUAAUAUUAAUUGGCUGUGUAUGGUCACGUGAUAUUGAAUAGAAAAUUCCAUUUCCCAAGAGUUCAAUGGAAUACGUUCCAUUGCAGUCUCUGCGAGUGCAAUGGAAUAAAACGUAUAGUGCAAUUGCAUUCUUUGUGUUUUCGAUAAAUCGCAUCCCUCAAAAUGCUUCUCCUAUGAAUCUAUUAGUCUAUUUUGGUAUUACAUAAAACAAAUAAUGAAUGUUUUUUGUGCAAUGGUAGGAAUAUUUUUAUUCGGUGAAAGAUGGAAUGUUCCAUCGUUGAAUGGAACAUUCCAUCUUUCACCUCAUGAAAAUAUUCUUACCAUUGCAAUCAGAAACAUUCAUUAUUUGUAUACUGUAAGCUCAUAAUAUACUUUAUUCAGGUGCUUGAGUCAAAACAUUUUUCAGUGCAUCGUUGUGCCGUAAUAGUUGUAGAAGAGGUUGUCAACAGAACACUUAUAGUAAUUUUAUUCUUUAGAAAUAGCUUCAAAAGAACACCUCUACACACGCUGUUAAGCAAAACUUUGUGGCUUUUUUGUGUUUAUUGUCUUUAUUUUAUGAAGAUUGAUAGUUUUACUGAUUUUCUUUAUUAGUAUUCAUAUGUGUGUGACGAUGCCUGUGACACAGCCUGGAGUGGCUGAUCAAUUUAUUAAAAAUGUCAAAGAGAGUGCAGAAAAAAUAUUGAAAAAUCCUCAAAAGAAAACCACAGGAGGCGUAAGUAUCCUUAAAGUGCUUAUAUGACACGUACUUACAAAAACAAAGUUCUAUAUCCACAUAGUCAUUUGCCGGAUUAUUUGAAUUUGAUGGCCUACAGUCUGAACCUCUCGCUCAAUGUAAUUAAGUUUUUGUCAUUUUCGCAUUAAAGUGCCCAAGAUACGAAAUUUCAGCCAAUCCUUUCUUGCAUUGCAAAGAUCACUUAAAAUGACUUUUCUUCGCGAGCGGUCCCUACUGCAAGUUACUGACCACUCAGGAGCCAAUCAAAAUGCUAAACAUAAAUAGUCUUCUUUAUUAAUGCAUACUUGUAUACUCUACGAAAAUGCCAGUUGGCAGCUUGUAACAAAAAUUACCAUUAGAAUGUGACUUUCAGAAAGUUGGCCGGCCGUCUAUCAUUGGAAGCGGCGUUUAAACGAGUAAAUAUGUUUGGUAUAUUUUAGGGUGCUAUUUAUGGCAUGGCUCAACAGAUACCAGACCGAUCCAUGGUCGCUGAAUUGGCUUGUAGUUAUGUCGAUAGUUUAUACAUGACACCAAAACCGACACAGUCUCAAACUAAUGGUCAUGUCAAACAAUAGAGUAUAUUAUUACCUGCCUUUUACUUUGGUAUAACCUAGGGUGACAAGUCCUGAAAGUGCACCUGGUAUAGUUUCUUGGUUACGAUUUACAGAUAUGUUGAAUAAAUAUAAUUUAAUAAUUACACACAUCCAUAAUUCUCUUGAUACUGUGAUUGAAGAGGAAAUGGAUUUUUUUCACAUUUAAAUAUUGGCAAUUUUUCUAAUUUUUAUAUUCAUUAUCAAAUAAGCGUUUGCAGCAAAAUUCAGAAUUUGCUUUAUUCAAUCAAAGUAUCAAACUGAAUUAAUUAUUUUGAACUAGUGUUGUGGUGCUGCCGUGAAUCCGAAACGUAAGUUAGGCCCAGGGCAAACUAGGAAACAUUGUUGCGGAAACAUUGUUUCCUACCAAUGUUUCGCCAUGUUUCCGAGAGUGGGCAAACACUAGAAAACAUUAGUAAGAAACAUAGGGAAACAUCAAAUUUUUCUGAAUUUGCUAGGAAAUAUUUUUGCUUCCCGGGAAGCAAAUAUUGUUUCCGCAACAAUGUUUCCAUGGGUGGGCAAACAGGCAAACAUUUGAAGAAACAUCGAGAAUCACAAAUGUUUCCACAACAAUGUUUCCUAGUUUGCCCAGGGCUUUAGUCUAAGCAUGGAUUGUAAAAUAACUGGAUAGGAAACUUCCUGGCGUCAUUGACUGCAUCCUUGUUGAAAAACAGGACGUCACGCGUAUUGAGAAUAUUAUCAAAGUUCUCGGCAUUUUUGUUGUUUUGCUAUAUUUUGUUUUAAAAACAUGUCUAAGCCACGACAAAGCAUUCAAGGUAAAUGUUUUUCGUCUUUGUUUUGUAUUUUUUUACAUUUGUAGCCACGAAAUCGGCGUCACAAAUUUUAACGAAAUUUGCGAUGCAUUUUUAACUGUUUAGUGCUUGAAAUAUUUGCUAAAAUUGACUGGAAAUACUUAUUAUCGUAGAAUGGCGUGGUUAUAUUUAUUUGCUCUUUGACUAAAAUGUUUAGCUGUAUUAUUGCGUUUUUGAGAAUUUGGUUUUCAAGUAGGUUGAAGCAUCCAACAUCAGCCCAUUAAAAAUAUUAGGUCACGUCAGCUAGUUUCCUAUCCAUUUAUUUUAUUAUCCAUGGUCUAAGACUGAUAACAAACUUUGAAUACCUCGAACAUUUAAAAGUGAGAUAAAUUUAAUUUUUUGCACGCCUUUGCACCCCGGUUGACCAAGGCCAACGUGAGUGCACACCCAAUGUGAUCCCUCUCCCUAUAAAUCCACCACUGGAUCAAACGAGGAUGAAAAUGCAUGAGAGUUGGCAAUCACGCGGCUUUGAUUGGAUGUUCUCAAUGCUUUCACAAUUACUAUCAUGUAUUUUAUUUAAAACAUAAUUGGAAAACGCAUCAAUCCUUUAUUUUGUACCAAAGCGCGACUGUCUACUCUCAUCAAUUGUCAUCCUCUUUUGAGUGGGGCACUAAUCUAUAUCAGUCUUCAUCCUUAUUUGGGCAUGGCUGCUGUGGGAGAGGACACUUUCACAGGUUGUUACACUCACUGAGAAAAUCGAUUUUAUUAAAAACAUGCUAAAUGAUUUCAGUUCGAUCACAAUUAUUAAUAAUGUGUAAUGAAUUGUAAAGAAAAGCAAAAUAUGGGGUGGUGGUGGGGGGUAGUUAUACUCUCUCCGACACCAAAAUUUGAAGGGAUCGAUACACCUUCCCCCCUUCCCCUAGCUCCCAUCCCCCUGCCAACAUUGACACGCUUGUAUUUAAUAUAGGUAUUAGUUAAUUCAUCAUCUUAUUGUAAUUUGCCUCAUUGCGGUCUGGCAAUGAAAGUAAACACCGCG